This is a messenger RNA of Symbiodinium necroappetens, 174 nucleotides long. Lineage: Eukaryota; Dinophyceae; Suessiales; Symbiodiniaceae. The record is from the annotation of a GenBank genome assembly.
AUGCUGGUUGUGGCAAGGGACUCUGCGGUCGUGGCUGGAGCCGAGGUUGAGAAGGCGGCCCAGGAAGCCUUGGAAGCGGCAGUGGCAGGGGCCAAGGAGCAGGGCCUGGAUUUGGAGAUCACGGCUGUCGAGCCGACUUCUUGUUGCAACCUCUUUGGCGCCUGCGGCGCCUGA